UGUACAGUCGCCAUCUUUUUGAACGUGAACAAGGAAGCAAGUGGCUUUCUGCAUUACGGACGCAGUUAUCCGGUGUCUCAACAUCCGUGCCCUUACGCGGCAUCUUCCCUUCAAGCGCAUCAAGUCAACGGAGCGCUCGUUUGUCGUCUGCUAGCCGUUAUUUUCCUCGGCGGUGACCGCAUUAUGACUAAACAAAUUGGAAUGCUUCCAGUACGUACAAUCGUCAUCUUUGGGAAAGGGAACACACGAUUGCGUCGCAAACAGCCUCUGGGAUCACAUGCUAUGCCGGGCCACGACGAGGUGCGAAGUUCAAAACUCGAUGAAGACGCCGUUCCGUAUUUAGGUUGCACCCUCCUCACUCAACACAGGUCCGAGGGGGCGAGCGUUCCACCAGUCACGCCUCUUUCAAGCAACACUACAAGUGGUGAUGUGAACAUAUUCAUGGCUUUCACCAGUCACACGCUGGUCGGCGACUACUUCACGAAGGACACAAAGCCGCAGCGCCCGCAGAGAUCCAGACCCACAUCAAGGGCUGAGGCCGAGGUCCUGUACCGAGACACCAUGGCCGAGGAACAUCGGGAAAUCUGUGUACAGCGCUGAGAGAGGAAAAAGAAGGCAGACAGCGUACAAGGCGCCAGUCGCCUCACUGGCACGUAGUGCCACAAUCUUGAUUUUAAAAAAAAACACAGAGAAAACGCUCACUCCAAUUGUACUGCUAUAGAAUGUCCUUCAAGCACUGUCAUUUCAUUUAGGAGAACAAGGGAAACACGGAGUCAAAUUGUGCUAAUAGAGUGUUCUUCCAGCCCAUUGAUUCUAUUUAAUUUGAAGAAGAAUGAUGAUUAUUACAGCAGAGAAACUGAAAGGCCAGCUUCUUAUAUAUAUAUAUAUAUAUAUAUAUAUAUAUAUACAAAAUCUUGGAAAGCUAAUGAAUUUCACUAUUUUCUCGUAUCUCGGCCUUUUAUUUCUUUUUUUUGUUUUUCUGGCCCAGAGACUUACGAAAGUUGUCAGUACAAGUAUCUGGCUUUGUCAGGAAUAAAUGUCAUCCAGUUGCUUAUUGGUAAACAAGUAUUCCCAAGCAGGCACUCUCAAACCCAUAAAGAAACGUUGAGCUACUGAUGGAUCUCCAAAGGAGCAUUUCCACCAGGGUUUACUGUUUGAAUAUUUCCUUGCUUAGGAACCUCCACUUACUUUAAGACUAAACAUUACGGUAUUUCACACAGAAUAAACAUUAGUGCGAAAAUGCUCACUUUGCCACUUUCCAGCACGCGCACAAAAUUGCAAGAGAAAAGGGGAAGUCAGUAUAGGGAGUCACUAUAGCACUACUAUCUGAAUAGCAGUUAAAUAGAGUGGUCGAGUGGCCGCCAGCGUCCUCAGUAAUUACUUUGAAGUAAUUUCAAGGUUCCACUUAUGUUCGCCCUACAGCACAUGGACCUUGCAUGCCCAUUGGCCAUGUGGGGCCUCAUCGUGGCGCCGGCCUGUGUUUUCAUUUUUUUUAUAAGCGACGGCAAAACAGACCGACUGGCCACACUAGACAAGUGUUAUUCAGAG
This is a messenger RNA of Dermacentor andersoni, 1548 nucleotides long. RefSeq lists its product as uncharacterized. The record is from RefSeq and is a predicted model, not a curated record. NCBI's taxonomy places the organism in Eukaryota, Metazoa, Arthropoda, Arachnida, Ixodida, Ixodidae.